Brugia pahangi is the source of this 423-nucleotide messenger RNA. Lineage: Eukaryota; Metazoa; Nematoda; Chromadorea; Rhabditida; Onchocercidae. The record is from the annotation of a GenBank genome assembly.
AUGAACGUAACACGUGUGAAUACAUCCACAUCGACAGCUUUGCACAAACAAGGAGCCUUUGAUAUGGAUAGUAAUGCCAUUUACAGAUCGCUACUGGUGAUUGGUCUUCUUGUAGCGAUUAUCGGGGUUUGGAUUGUCAUGAAAAUUCUAAGAGUUAGGAAAAAUGAAAUCCAUACUCGGCGGUAUGAUAUUUUGUCAGCAAAACAACUUGUUCCGGAGCAUAAUGGUUCUGAAGACAGCGAUGAUGAUUUAUUUGUUCCAGUACGAAGAAGUGAUUCCAUUAGACAUCUUAUACCAGCGAACAUACUCCAUGCGGUAUUAAGCGACAAAUAUGCAGUUGCAGCUUUGUUUUUCGAUAUUGGUUUUUUAUCACCAGCGCUUCAGUUAUUUUGCAGCAAAGUUUUUGUUUAUAUUUUUUAUUGA